AUGUCCUCGCUUCGGCCCAUCGCCCAGCGCUGGGCCGCGAAGACGACGACGACGACGACGACCUCUGUCGCAAAGUCGGCCUCUACUGUGGCCGGCCUCCGCUACAACUCGUCGUCCUCGUCGUCGCCCGCCAACUCCUCCUCUUCCUCUUCCUCGUCCGCCUCCUCGCGCGGCCCCAGCUCCUCCACCUCGGCGCUCGCCUACAAGGCCCUGCACCGUCGCUCCGCGCCUCUCCCCAAGAGCGCCGCCACGCCCGCCUGGUCCGCACAGUCCGCCGUCUCCAACAUCCUCUACGAGACGCCCACGCCCCCGACCGACCCCCCCAAGCGCCACAUCCUCAACUGCCUCGUCCAGAACGAGCCCGGCGUCCUCUCCCGCCUCUCCGGCAUCAUCGCCGCCCGCGGCUUCAACAUUGACUCCCUCGUCGUCUGCAACACAGAGGUCGAGGACCUCUCCCGCAUGACCAUUGUCCUCACCGGCCACGACGGCGUUGUCGAGCAGGCCCGCCGCCAGCUCGAGGACCUCGUCCCCGUCUGGGCCGUCCUCGACUACACAGAGGCCGCCCUCGUCCAGCGCGAGCUCCUCCUCGCCAAGAUCAACAUUCUCGGCCCAGAGUACUUUGAGGAGCUCCUCCACCACCACCGCGAGAUCACCACCGGCCACCCCGCCGUCGCCGACGAGCUCGCCGCCGCCGCCGCUGACCAGGGCCAGCAGCAGCAGACUCUCGAGCAGACCGCAAAGGACUUUCACCCCAGCAAGCUCGCCGCCUCCGAGGCGUUGCGCCACAAGCACGAGCAUCUAAAGUCCAUCACCUACUUUGCGCACCAGUUUGGCGGCAAGGUGCUGGAUAUUAGUAAUACCAGCUGCAUCGUCGAGGUGUCCGCAAAGCAGAGCAGGAUCGACUCCUUCCUCAAGCUCGUCGGCCCCUUUGGCAUCCUCGAGUCCGCACGCACCGGUCUCAUGGCCCUGCCUCGCUCGCCCCUCCACGGCAUCAAUGAGGAGGCCAUUGCCAAGGAGGCGGAUGAGGCUGUCGACGCGAGCCAGCUUCCCCCUGGCUAA
This is a messenger RNA of Emericellopsis cladophorae, 1059 nucleotides long. RefSeq names its product Acetolactate synthase small subunit-like protein. The record is from RefSeq and is a predicted model, not a curated record. Gene Ontology annotation, molecular function: acetolactate synthase regulator activity. The transcript is spliced from 2 exons. Bases 1 to 1059 code for a protein of 352 amino acids. Lineage: Eukaryota; Fungi; Ascomycota; Sordariomycetes; Hypocreales; Bionectriaceae. Gene Ontology annotation, biological process: branched-chain amino acid biosynthetic process. Gene Ontology annotation, cellular component: acetolactate synthase complex; mitochondrial nucleoid.